AUGUCCUCGGUCCUAAAUAUAGCCUCCGUGUGGGGCCUUAAAGGGCACGGAGCAGUUUUGGAGGCCACGGGGAGCCUUACUGCCUCAGCAAGUGCUGGCCACCCCGGGGGGCUCCGGCCUCCCUGGCUGGGGAGCGGCUACCAUGCCUACUCUUCAGGGGCCCUAUGUCCUCCAGUGUCAUCCCAGCCAGAGUUGAAGGUUUUAGUUCACAUCCCAAAGCAGAGACUGGGUCUGGUCAAAAGAGGCUCCCACCGGGAGGAAAGCCUGAGCCGAAAAUUCCUCUGAGUCCAGCAGUCCUGUACCUUCACGGUGACUGAAAACAGGGGCUUGGUGGUGGUCAGCAUCCCCGCGGCUGGGAUGCUCCGGGUCCAGCAAUGCCAGGAGCCCCAAGGAGCCCUGGGAACACAGGCUUUUAGGGUGGUCCUGAGCCUGGAAUUUGCCGAGAUGGCUUCCCCCCUCUGGACGGUGGAGAGCUUCUUCCAGUGUGUGGGCAAUGGAGUGGAGUUGUCUGCCUCAACUGCCACAUUGAGGCCCACUCCCUCCCUACUACCCCCAGGACCGGAGACCCCUCCAGCAAAAAUGCCAUUUGCUGCCUCUUCCCAGAAGGGGCUUGGACCACUCCUGCAAAUGGCUAAACCUGUGGAGGAAGCUGGGAAACGAUUGGCUCCCUUUCCCCCUUUCCCAGAGGAUCGGCGUGGCCCCUAG
Messenger RNA from Camelus dromedarius (Arabian camel), 705 nucleotides. It is a transcript of the gene CIROZ, whose product is annotated as chromosome 14 C1orf127 homolog. NCBI's taxonomy places the organism in Eukaryota, Metazoa, Chordata, Mammalia, Artiodactyla, Camelidae. The record is from RefSeq and is a predicted model, not a curated record.